Sardina pilchardus (European sardine) is the source of this 1368-nucleotide messenger RNA. RefSeq names its product potassium channel, subfamily K, member 9 (gene kcnk9). Bases 1 to 1368 code for a protein of 455 amino acids. Gene Ontology annotation, molecular function: outward rectifier potassium channel activity; potassium ion leak channel activity. The record is from RefSeq and is a predicted model, not a curated record. Gene Ontology annotation, cellular component: plasma membrane. NCBI's taxonomy places the organism in Eukaryota, Metazoa, Chordata, Actinopteri, Clupeiformes, Clupeidae. Gene Ontology annotation, biological process: stabilization of membrane potential; potassium ion transmembrane transport. The transcript has 3 exons.
AUGAAGCGGCAGAACGUGCGGACUCUGUCCCUGAUCAUCUGCACGUUCACCUAUCUGCUGGUCGGGGCCGCGGUGUUCGAUGCCUUGGAGUCGGAUUACGAAAUGAGGGAGAAAGAGCAGCUGGAAGCUGAAGAGAAACGUCUCCAAGGAAAGUACAACAUCAGUGAGGACGACUAUCGAAAACUGGAGACUAUUAUCAUGGAGGCUGAGCCCCACAGAGCCGGGGUUCAGUGGAAAUUUGCCGGCUCCUUUUACUUUGCCAUCACGGUCAUAACCACCAUAGGUUACGGUCAUGCGGCCCCGGGCACGGACGCGGGCAAGGCCUUCUGCAUGUUCUACGCCGUGCUGGGCAUCCCCCUGACGCUGGUCAUGUUCCAGAGCCUGGGCGAGCGCAUGAACACCUUCGUCAAGUACCUGCUCAAGCGCAUCAAGAAGUGCUGCGGCAUGCGCGUCACCGACGUCUCCAUGGAGAACAUGGUGACGGUGGGCUUCUUCUCGUGCGUGGGCACGCUGUGCGUGGGCGCCGCCGCCUUCUCGCACUACGAGGACUGGAGCUUCUUCCAGUCGUACUACUACUGCUUCAUCACGCUCACCACCAUCGGCUUCGGCGACUUCGUGGCGCUGCAGAAGAACCGGGCGCUGCAGCGCAAGCCGCUCUACGUGGCCUUCAGCUUCAUGUACAUCCUGGUGGGCCUGACGGUCAUCGGCGCCUUCCUCAACCUGGUGGUGCUGCGCUUCCUCACCAUGAACAGCGAGGACGAGCGGCGCGACGCCGAGGAGCGCGCCUCCCUGGCGGGCAACCGCAGCAGCAUGGUGGUGCACGUGCAGGAGGAGGCCAUGCUCCAGCAGCACCACCACCACCAUCACCAACACCACCUCCGGGGAGGGGGAGGCGAAGGCGUGGGAGGGAGGAGGAGGCGCGAGCAGCUCCUCCCGCCUCACGGAGGGAGGUACCGGUGCGAGGUCAGCGAUUUGCAGUCGGUGUGUUCGUGCAUGCAUUACCACUCGCACGAGUUUGGCAGCUCCUGCGGCCUCGGGCUGGGGGUUGGGAGAGGAGGUUUAGGAGGAGGAGGAGGAGGAGGAGGUGGAGGUGGAGGAGGUCUCUUCUCACAUCAAAACUCCUUCAGCUCACAGCUGAACCCUCACCAUCUCUCCCACCACCACCACCAGCACCACCAGCAGCAGCAGCAGCAGCAGCAGCAGCACCUCCAUCACCAGUACUUUCACGCCGUGACGUACCACAUCGAGGAGAUCUCGCCGAGCCGACUGAAGAGCAGCUUCUUCCCCUCGCCGGUCAGCUCGGUGUCGCCCGGCCUGCACAGUUUCACCGACAACCACCAACUCAUGAGAAGACGCAAGUCCAUCUGA